Molecule: messenger RNA, 7041 nt
Organism: Selaginella moellendorffii
Lineage: Eukaryota; Viridiplantae; Streptophyta; Lycopodiopsida; Selaginellales; Selaginellaceae
Product: kinesin-like protein KIN-12C
Exons: 36
Coding region: 101-6919 (2272 amino acids)
Biological process (GO): microtubule-based movement
Molecular function (GO): microtubule binding; ATP binding; microtubule motor activity
Source: RefSeq, a predicted model, not a curated record
UGGCUUUGGAGGGAAAAGAAAAGCCCCAAGGCUCCCUCGCCUAGGCUAGGGUUUGUGGCAGAGCAGGGAGGGAAUGUGGCAGCAGAUUCAAGCUUGAGGAAUGCCGAGGCUGUCGCCACUGCGGAUUUUCGGGAGCUUGCCCGGUGGCAGCAAAGGGGGGCAAUGCGCCGAGUCUGCGGAGAACGAGAGCGCUGGUCGUGUUCCCUUCGGUGAGAUCUCUGGAUUCGAUUCGUCUACUCCUUGCAACAGGGCACACACAGCCUCCAAUCCGCUCUCGGAGAAGGAGAAGAAUGUGGCUUCCGAUGGCGUUGCGGACAGGCGUGCCUUCAAUCCCACGCUCAAGCUCCAGUGGAUCCAGCAGCAGGCGAUCGUCAAGAAGCAGCAGCUCCAGCCCCGUGACGACGAUGCGCGAUCUGACGCCAGCGAGCAGCAGCAGCAGCAGCCGUUUGGUACCCCGUCCUCGCGCGGCCCCCGCCACCAGGCUUACAGCAGCGUCCAGGCGGCGAGCAAGCACGGCGGAGGAAGCCAGUUCAGCACCCCUCGGGCUUGCAAGAUCGACAACAAGUAUGUGACCAUGCAUUCCGAGCCCGGGAGUAACUCUGGCCAUGCCGGGACUGGGACGCCCAAGAAGAGCGUGUCCAGGACGCUCAAGUAUAACCAGGACGCGGGGCUGCGUGCUGCCGGAGCAGUGCCGGGGCCGGUCGUAAAGUCUCUGGGAUUCUGUCAGGGACAGCACGGGGAAGUUUUGGCACCGGCACACUUUGAGCUCGAGGAGGACGUCUCCUUUUGGCAAGACCAUAAUGUUCAGGUGCUCAUCCGUAUAAGGCCUCCCAGCCCGCUAGAGGUUUCGCUUCAAGGCCCCGGCAGAUGUCUGCGUCAGGAUACUGCUCACAGCCUUACGUGGAUCGGGCACCCCGAAUCAAGGUUUACCUUCGACCAUGUGGCCUGUGAAAGCGUCAACCAGGAGAAGCUGUUCAGAGUCGCGGGGCUGCCAAUGGUGGACAACUGUAUCUCCGGAUAUAACAACUGCAUGUUUGCCUAUGGUCAGACGGGGAGUGGGAAGACCCAUACAAUGCUUGGCGAUAUUGAUCAGGAGCAAAGCGAGGGAAGAGGAAUGAUACCCCGGGUUUUUGAAUACCUCUUUGUAAAGAUCCAACUGGAAGGGGAAGCUCGCAGAUCUCAAGGCCUUGAGUUCGCAUGUAAAUGCUCGUUUCUGGAAAUUUACAAUGAGCAAGUUUCUGAUCUUCUCGAGCCGUCCGCCACCAACCUGCAAUUGAGGGAGGAUGUCAAAAAAGGCGUUUAUGUCGAGAACCUCAAGGAAGUAGAAGUCAACAGUGUUGGAGAUGUUAUGAAGCUGCUUAAUCAGGGCUCUGCAAACAGAAGAGUGGCGGCUACAAACAUGAAUAGAGAGAGCAGCCGUUCUCACAGCGUUUUCACCUGUGUAGUGGAAAGCAAGUGGGAGUCGGAUGAUUCCGUCAUUAACACACGUUUUGGACGAUUAAAUCUGGUCGACUUAGCAGGGUCUGAAAGACAGAAGAGUUCGGGAGCGGAAGGCGAUAGGCUCAAGGAGGCUGCUAACAUUAACAAGUCCCUCUCUACACUUGGGCUUGUCAUCAUGGUCCUUGUUGACGCUGCUAACGGCAAGCCGCGGCACAUACCGUACCGCGACUCUAAACUUACAUUCCUCUUGCAAGAUUCACUGGGUGGGAACUCGAAAACAAUGAUUAUAGCAACUGUGAGCCCUUCUAACAGCUGCUCUUUGGAGACUUUGAGCACUCUAAAGUUCGCCCAACGCGCCAAGUUUAUCCGUAACAACGCUAUCAUUAAUGAGGACAGCUAUGGGGACGUUGUUUCCCUGCGUCAACAGAUCCAACAGUUGAAGGAUGAAGUGAACUAUCUUCGGAGUCAGGAUUGUAGAAACAAUGAUCAGCCUGUGGAGCCAUGUCUUUUACACAGUCUGGGUCAAGAAGUACUUGCUGCUUCUUUGAGAAGAGAGGCAGCGGCGGAAUCAGUCAUUAAGAACCUUGGGGUGGAGAUCAGUCACCUUAAACGACUGGUGAGGCAAAGGGAGGAAGAUACACAACGCGUGAAGAUGCUUUUGCGAUUUAGAGAGGACAAAAUCAGAAGGCUAGAAGCUGCGGAGGAUGGAUCCACUGCUGGAGGCUCUUUUUGUUUGGAAGACAGGGAAGCUUUGGUAGAGGAAGUAAAGGUCCUUGGCAGCAGAGUCGAACACAACCCUGAAGUUACACGAUUUGCAAUGGAAAACAUACGCUUGAUGGAAGAGCUGAAAAGGUUCCACGAAUUUUAUGACAACGGAGAAAGAGAAACCAUGACUACUGAGUUGUCGAACCUUCGGGAUCAGCUUAUGGAGGUUUUGGAAGCAAAUGCGAUUUUGAAGGAGGAAUGUGGUAUUCAGAGCCAUUCACGGCUUUUAGAAGAGGUUGAGAAUUUCCGCUCUGAGGCGAACGUUAUGGAGGAGCAUAAGCAGAAAUCAGAAUCCUUACAACGGGAAAACGGAGAGCUCAUUAGGGAGUUGCAGAGUAGAACCAGCGAAAUUGAGUUUUACAAACGGGAGCUGGACGCGUAUAAGGAGAGAAAGGCCUGUGAUAUAGAAUCCAAUGCACGCUUAGAGCUGCAGUUAAAAGAGGCAAUGAGGGAGAAGCAAGCUCUAGAAGCCAGUCUCGAGGAGGCAAAUGAGUUACGUGAGCAGAUGGAAAGCCAGCAAUUAGUGUUAAUCAACGAGCUUGAAGCUGCUCCCUUGAAACAACAAAAAUACGGAAGUGACGACAGUACACCCGUGUUAAGGAGCCAGGUGCAGUUGCUACAGCUUGAACUGAGAAGGAAAGAAGAAAUCCGCUGCUUAGAGAAGACUGUGGGCUUCGAUGAGGCAGAAAAAUCUAAGACCGAACAGGAGGUUCUGAAGAUUAGGGAAGAACUUGACGAGGCACAGGAGUUGAACAGGCUUUUCUUCAGAGAAAAAAUACACAGGCUGGCUAUAGAAAAACAGAUGGAUGUCAGGCGUGCAGAAGUUGAAGCUGAGACGGCAGAUACUAUUUCUAAUCUGCAUAGGGACCUUCUUAUGGCAAAUGAUAAGUUCGCACUAUCUAGUAACCACGAAAAACUCUCAUCUGACGAGGUCGAAAGCUUGCAGCUUGAAAAUGCACGGCUAGCAAAUUACUGCAACGAACUGAGGCUGGGCAAGGAACAAGAGCUUUGCAAGCUCUGGCAACAGACUACAAGAAGACUAGCCGAUUAUCUAUCUGAAGGUGACGCGACACUUGAUGCUGCAGCAACGGAAAUGGAACGGAUUUUUCAGACUUCCUUGCCGGAUUGUCCACCAAGCCAUUUUGCUGCGGAGAAGCAAAAAGUUAUUCAGGCUUUACAGUUAAAGCUACACCAGGCUUUUGAGUUUGUCAAAGAUGCAGAGCAAAAGAUGGAGGCUUUAACUGACGCGACCUCAAAUAUGUCGAAAAUGCAAGAGACACAGAGAGAGGAGGUGUUGACGACAAGGAUUACUGCAGAAGAAGCCAUAUGCAGAGCAGACUGCCUUGAAGGGAACAUGAGAAAGCUCAACAAAUUUCUGGAGGUCGCCUUUAUAGUGAUUAACAACCUUGCCGAGGCACAGGAACAACAACGGGAACUAGAACGAACUGAAGACGCGGGUUUAAUAUGCUCACUAAGGAGGAGUCUGCUACUAUCCGAGAAAAGAGGACACGCCGCUCUUUUAGUUGUAAAGCAUUGCGUUGGCGUGGAGGAGCAGCUGAGAUCAAAGAUUUGCGACGGUGCAAGUAUUAUUUCGGAACAGCAAACAGCUAUAGCUAUUCUUCAGGAGAAGAAUGACACCCAUAUCCGUGUUUUAGAACAGACUCGAACCGAGCUACAAGAACACUCGACUAGACUACAUGAGGCUGAAGAGCUUUGGUGCGCCGAAAAGGAACGGCUGUUGACGGAUGUGAAAGUGUUAACGUCUCAGACCGAUUAUCUCGCGAAAGACUGUAGUUACUCGAGUUCAACACUACUCAAGCAGAUGGUCAGUUUCGAGCAGCAGGUGCACGAUUCCAAGUUACUGGUCGAUGACGCGUUUCGAUCUAUCUCCCAUGAAGGAUUGUCAACACUGCAUGCGCUUAAGAUCGACAUAUCAGAGGCCCGAAACUUCGUUAACGCGCUCAGGGAGGACAGUGACGCGAAUGUUUUAAAAGGCUACAAGGAGGUCGCUGCGACAAGGCUUGCGUUGGAAAAGGCCCGAGCGACACAUGCUUCUGACAUGUCCAAGGCGAAUCUGGAGUUGGACAUGCUCCGAGAAUCAGCUGAAGUUGAAAAAGUGCGAUUGCAAAUGGCAAUAGCUAAUGCUCAAGAGAAGCUUUCGUCGUUGCAGUUCAAAGUUGGCGAGCAAUCUUUGGAACUUCAGAAAGCUCAGCACAAGUGCGAGGCUUACGAGAAAGACUGUAUGGUGGCUGUAUCAGAAAUGCAUGAGCUGGACAUAAAGGUUCAGGAGCUGGAUGACCACAUUGCGCGGCUUGAAGCAGAAAACGGGGCGUUGAAGGGCAGGGUCGCCUCGUUGCUGGAAGAUAUCGAAGGGAAAAAUGCUGCGUGCAAGGGGCUAGAGCUUUCUAUUCAGGAGCUCGUUGAGGAGGCAAGGAAGAAACAAGAUGACACUUUACAGCUUCGGCAAGAGAUGCAUUCCAAGGCUGACAACAUUCUCCGGUUGGAAACGGUGGUUCGUAAUGUCCAUGAGGAGCUUUCACGAUCGAACAGUGAAGUGGCUGCGACAACAAAGGAGUUACAAUCUUUGAAGGACGCGACACUGGCAGAGAAGUCCACAUGGAAGUCUAGUAUUCAAGAAUUGGAAUAUAAGAUGGUGGACUUGAAUCUUAUAAAAUCGGAACUUGAGGAAAAGAACAACGUCCUCGAGCAGCAGGUUGCGGUGCUAGAGCGGAACUCCAGAGCGUCACAUUCGGAUUACGAAAGUAAAAUUUCGAACGAGAUCGAAAAGAAAGAGUCUAUUAUCAAGGGCUUGGAAUUUGACAUGGGUUUACUUCAGGAGUCAUUCGCUGACAUGGCUGAGACAAAAGCUGACGUUCUGGAAACCAAUGCGAAGCUACAGCAUGAAUUGUCCUUGAGGUUGAACGAUCUUUCAGAAGCACAAGGGCUUCUUGCAAGUGCGCGCGGGGAGCUCUCGGAAAAAUCGAGUAGUCUGCGCUGCCUGGAAGGCGAGGCUGAUACGCUGAGAGAUCUUAAGGCGACUUUGGCAUCAGAAAACAACGCUCUCGUUAAGAAAAUUGAAGAACUCGUGUUUGAAAAGAACAACGUUCAAGACGAGUUGGAAGAAAAGUCGCAUUUAGUUGAGAGUUUGGAUCUAGAGCUUUUGGAGCUGAGCUCCUUGGUGGAACAGAAGGUGGCAGAGGCUGUUAGUUCUGUACAGGAGGAGCUGAAUGCUGUACUUCAGGAGCGGGACAGGCUAAGUGCGGACCUGUUGGUUGUUACCGAGCAGCUUGACAUGGCCCAGUCACUCGCUGACGAAAGAGAAAUCGUGGCAGUCGAGGCUCGUAAGGUUGCGGAGGCUAGCAAGGCCCAUGCAGAAGAGAAAGACGAAGAAAUAAAGGUUUUAGAACGCUCUGUUGGAGAACUGGAAAGCAUCGUGAACGCUUUAGAAAAUCAGGUUGGGAUAGUAAAACGUGAAGCACAAAUGCAGCGGUUGAUGAGAGAAGAUUUAGAAACUGAAGUGCAAUCCCUACGACAUGAGAUCACUCUGAGAACCGGGAUGAUUGCAGCGAAGAAAACAGACGAAGAAGCAAUCCUGAAGCUAAAGGAAGAAAUUGCUAAGCUUUCUGAAGAUUGUUUCGAGAAAGAGUCACAGAUCCAGGCGUACAACAAGCAUAUUUCAGAUCUAACGACUGCCUCCACCAGACAAGCAUCCCACUAUCAACAAAAGAUCAACGAGUUGGAAACGUUUUUGGAUCAGGCAAAAGCGACGAAAACAAAGGGGUCGAGCUCACCAUUCAAGUGCAUAGGGAAAGGUCUUUCGCAGCAGAUGAACUCAGAGUUCGACGAAGAGCUAUCUGCAGCAAGGCACCGUAUCAGCGAACUUGAAACUAUCGCUGCCGGCCGACAAAGAGAGGUGUACAUGCUAAACUCGAGGCUUGCAGAAGCGGAAAGUAUGACACAUGAUGUCGUCAGAGACCUUCUUGGAGUUAAAAUGGACAUUACAAAUUACGCUUCGCUACUUGUCGAGGAUCGUUUUCCAGAUUCGUCAAACCAUGAGAGCGUUCAACUCUUGCAAAAGCAACCUGAGGAGUAUAUUGAAGAACGGGAUAGUUGUCUUGACGAAAUAGACCACCGUCAGAAUGAAGUUGCUGCCAUUCGUGUAGCAGCUGAGCAGCUCCGGGUGCGAGAGCAAGCGCUAAACAGUGAGAACGAAAAACUGAAGGGAGAACUUGAUGCAUUCAAAAAGCACCAGUCUGGUUUAGAGAACGAGGUACGGAAGCUAUCCGGACAACAGAACCUUCAGCAAAGAAUUCAUCAUCAUGCCAAGAUCAAGGAGGAAAACAAUCUGCUAAAAGCUAAAAACGAUGAGCUUUCGACUAAGCUUCGAAACAUGGAAAUACGUUUGAGUCGCGUCCAUGAGGAACUUGACCAACAUCGUAACGCAAAUGGGAAGCCACGAUAUGAGGUUGAGCAGCAACUUCGCAGCAAACUAAAGGAGGCCGAAGAUGAUAAUCUCCAAAUGGCCGAAGAGUUAUCAAACAUGUGCAAGAAGAUCAUGCAGGUUUCGGGCGCUUAUCACACUGAGGGCCAUGUGGAUACUUCAGUGGCAUGGCAGUCAUUGGAGAUGCUUCAUCAUCAGCUCGCUGAUAACCAGAAGCAGGUGGCCGACCUCAAGCUUAUAAUAGCUGACUACCGUAGAGUUGUAGACCGUUAACAGCCAAUUGGGAUCCUGCGCGACGGCAAUGGUUCGCCUAAGUCUUCGGUGCGCUACGUCUUGCGCGCUGCUGUUGGUUAUCUAGAAAAUUCUUGAGCAAUGAAAGUUGCGAUUUUGAUGAA